ACGACUGAAUAGGAUCAUCAGAAGUUGUUGCAUGCUCAGCUACAAAUAUUAAAGACGCUGCUUUGACUGAAGGGAACCAGAGCUGAAUCCCUUUUUUUCUGACCUUAAGAUGAAAAAGUGGAAGAUUCAGCUGGUCGUGAUGACUUUCUGUGUGCUCGUGCAAACUUCUAAAGGAUGGACUAGUGCUAACGAAGAGGAGCGGCAGCUGUCCACACACUGGCAGGACGAGUCUGUCAACAAACGUCUGAUCAGCCCUCUAGAAACUCUGAUGAAAAGAUCGAAAGCUCUUCGCUUCUAUGGGCUGAUGGGAAGAAGAGCAGAGCCAAAGAUACAAUUUCAAGCAAAAAAGAGAAAUAAAGGGGAGGCAUUUGUGGGCCUGAUGGGAAGAAGUGUUUCCAGUGAAGAGCCGCUUAAUGCAGUGAUUCCUUAUGUAACAACCGAGGAGAUCCACGAUCCAGAGAAACCGUCCAAGCAAGGUAUGAUUGCAGCUGUACAAAAACCUGAGGUUGUGUUACUUUGACUUUAGCAAAUUCAAAAAUCUCAUUUUUUUUAUGUUAUUUAUUUGGCAGGUCCCCUAAAGGAAUGGAUACACAUCUCAUACUAAUUAGGCUUAAAGGGAAAAACAAAACAUCUAUACGUUUACACCAGCCAAAGACUAUAAAAAAUAUUUUUAGUAAAAAAUUUAACCCUGCUUCUUUUUUUCUUUUUUUUUUUUUUUGAUCAUGCCAAAACAGGAAUAACCAUCUUCAUGAUGCACAACAUUUGAAAGAAAUAAAAAAAAGAAACCUG
Messenger RNA from Cyprinodon tularosa, 789 nucleotides. RefSeq lists its product as uncharacterized. The coding region runs from base 110 to 520 and encodes 136 amino acids. The transcript is spliced from 5 exons. The record is from RefSeq and is a predicted model, not a curated record. NCBI's taxonomy places the organism in Eukaryota, Metazoa, Chordata, Actinopteri, Cyprinodontiformes, Cyprinodontidae.